Sitophilus oryzae (rice weevil) is the source of this 997-nucleotide messenger RNA. RefSeq names its product trypsin alpha-3-like. Bases 83 to 940 code for a protein of 285 amino acids. Gene Ontology annotation, biological process: proteolysis. Gene Ontology annotation, molecular function: serine-type endopeptidase activity. The record is from RefSeq and is a predicted model, not a curated record. The transcript is spliced from 5 exons. Lineage: Eukaryota; Metazoa; Arthropoda; Insecta; Coleoptera; Curculionidae.
UUUGUUGAUAAGCGGACAGUUUUCUGAUAUAAAAACUCAUCUUUUAUAUGGAUAAAGGACACUAACUUGAACGUUAGCAAGCAUGAAGGUUCUUCUAGUAUUGGCAGCAGUUGUGGUAGCAGCUUUGGCUGAUGGUUACAUCCAGCCAGAGUUAUACCCAACAAUACCCAGACAGUACUCAAACAGUUCCGACUUGAAAAUAGUCGCUGGUUCGAACGCCGUCAGAAACCAGUUCCCAUACCAAAUUUCUCUACGUGUUGUUACUGGAAAUACUCUCUUCCACAUUUGCGGAGGCUCCAUCCUCAGUCAAAGAUGGGUUCUUUCGGCUGCUCAUUGUACACAACGUGCUGCCAGUGAUUUCAGGGUAACGGCCGGUAUCCUGUUGCAAACUGACACUGGAAUUGCCAACCAACAAACUGUAGCUGUUUCUUAUUAUGUUAACCAUGCUUUGUACCCAGGAGGCAACGUUGUAGCUGCUAACGACAUAUCCGUCAUUCGUUUGGCUUCUCUUCUUACCUACGCAGUCAACGUACAACCCAUUGCUCUUCCAGUUGCCGGUGCUAUUCCUAGCGGUACAUCCGUCGUUUCUGGAUGGGGAUCCCUUGGACCUCCAACCAACUCUGCUCCCAACAACCUUCAGUUUGUUAACGUUCCAAUUUUGGCCAAAGACCAAUGUGCCAAUGUCAUCAGACAACUUUCUGGAAUUAUCAACCCCUUCAGAUCUGCUCUUAACGUGUGCACAACAACCCGUGCAGCUUCAAGUAUCGAAGCUGUCUGCAGUGGUGACAGCGGUGGCCCAUUGGUAGUCAACUCUCGUGUGGUCGGUGUUGUUUCCUGGGGAUACAGUCCAUGUGGAAACGCCGGAUUUCCAUCUGUAUACGUCGACACUGCCGCUUACAUCUCCUGGAUCCUACAAAAUACUAACAACCUGUCUAACUAAUCCAUGUUUAUUUAUUUUAUUUUAUUUAAUAAAUAAACUAUAGCAGAUACUAAAAAA